CUGCUAAACUCGACCAGGAAACCAGUUUUGCUCAGCUCCAAUUGGAUUGACAGCUUUACUUUCGCCAGUGGAUACUGAAGUUUGAAUUGUUAUUUUUUUUCUUGCUUUAAAAGGGAAUUUUGUUGUACAUCUGGGCUUAUUUUACCACCACCAUUAUUGGGAAAUUCCCCCUGAAGUUUUUUUGACUUUGUGCUUUGCUACUGAAAUGACCAAAGGUAGCAUAUCAGGAGAGAAGAUUGAUUGAAGAUUGUAGGAGUUGCAUUUUCUGUUUUGCAGCCUUGCUGUUUCUCCUGGAGCUGUGUGCUUCACUCCCAGGAGCAGUCAGUGAGCUGUUAACUAUCAGCAGUAACAGUGGGGUCUGUCAGGUGCCCGGGAGGUCACGGAGGGCACGGAGCUGGAUGUAUGAGACGGCUUCAUGGGCGUGAAGGACCAUCUGCAGGAUGGAACAGGCCACAUCCUCAGUCUGGGGCUGGAUCUGGACUACCUCCAUGUGGAAGGUGCUGAGCGGCAGGCUUGCUUGAGCACUGUGACGGGUGCUGGGAAUAUAGGGGUCUUACAGGUCAGAGCUGGUACCCCGAGUAAUAGCAGCAAUAAUAUUGGUAGUAGUGGCACUAGUUUUAAUACUCAUUCAAGCUACAGCAGCAGUAGUAGUUGCAGUAACUUCUCUGAGGAGAGUGCUGUCUCAGACAGUGAUGAUGAACGGCUCCAUAAUGGGUCUGGUUCUAAAUCUCAAAACCCUCAGCAUGAUCACCACCAAGAGUCUUCCUCAGUCUGUCAGACAGUCAAGCCAGAAACAUCUGACCCCGUCACCGACUACCGCACCAAGGUGGAGUUUGCUCUCAAACUGGGUUACUCUGAGGAGCUGGUGCUGCUAGUGUUGAGGAAACUGGGCCCAGAUGCACUCAUCAACGAUAUCCUAGGUGAGCUGGUCAAACUGGGAACCAAGACAGAGAUGGAGCAGCAAGGAGAUUUGACUGUCUCCCACUUUCCCUCCUCCUCUUUGUCAUCCUCUUUGGCCUGCUCGUCCUCAUCCUCAUCUUCCAACUCCUCUCUGGACUCCUGUCGGCUCCUGUGUCCGUCCCAGCUGCUGGAGGACAAAGAAAACCUUCGGCCUGUUGUGGUGGAUGGGAGCAACGUAGCCAUGAGUCAUGGAAAUAAGGAAGUGUUCUCCUGUCAAGGCAUCCAGCUGGCUGUUGAUUGGUUCUUGGAGCAAGGUCAUCGUGACAUCACUGUUUUUGUCCCUGCCUGGAGAAAGGAGCAGUCACGACCUGAUGCUCUCAUCACAGACCAGGAGAUUUUACGGCGACUAGAGAAAGACAAGAUCCUGGUCUUUACUCCAUCUCGUCGUGUACAGGGACGCCGUGUGGUUUGCUAUGAUGACCGCUUCAUCGUCAAACUGGCCUAUGAGUCAGACGGCAUCAUUGUUUCCAACGACAAUUACCGUGACCUAGCCAAUGAGAAGCCAGAGUGGAAGAAAUUCAUUGAUGAGCGUCUACUGAUGUACUCCUUUGUAAACGACAAGUUCAUGCCACCAGAUGACCCACUGGGACGCCACGGACCCAGUCUGGAGAACUUCCUGAGGAAGAGACCUAUUAUUCCUGAACACAGGAAGCAGCCAUGUCCUUAUGGGAAGAAGUGCACAUAUGGACACAAGUGCAAGUUUUACCACCCUGAACGGGGUAGCCAGCCACAGCGUGCCGUUGCUGAUGAGCUCCGUGCCAGUGCCAAAAUUUCAUCAGUAGCUUCCAGAGGCCUGCUGGAAGAUGCCCUGAUGGCGAAGAGCCAAAGUUCUGGUCAAGCAGAAGGAAUGGCUGAGGCCGAGCAAAUCUGGAGCACUCCAAAGAAACAGCCAAACCCCACUCCUCGGAGCUCCUUCAACGACCUCCUGGAGGACAGGUUACGGGUCCAGUCCAAAGUGGAGGGACGUAGAGGAAGCAACAGCAGCAGCAGCAGUAGCUGUAGCAGUAGCUUUCUAGGGUAUCAUGGUCCUGGGGGGCCCCCUUCAUCAGGAAGUCUGGACCGAUGGGAGCCUCCUGGGGGAAUUGGUGGAGGCAGCUCCAGGGUUGCUGGAGCCUCAGGACCAAGCCAGGCUGAAACUUACCAUAGAUGCGAGUCUCCAGACCUGGGCUACAGCUCCAUGGUAAAGGCCUACUCUAGCCUCAGUCUGGUAGUGCCACAGAGUCCUGAAUGCUUCUUCCCAGCUGAUCUGCGAGCUGGAUCACUGCCGUCAGACUGCAGCAGUGAAGGCAGUGUCAGCUCAGACUCUUUCUCCCCUGACCCCUUGUUGGACGAUGGCCCCAAGUGCCACCAUCACCACCACCAUCCUCGCCACCAUCACCACUGCUCUGGCCAGUACGCUCACUCUGCGAGCCAUGCCCCUCCCGGUCUGGGCCAGCAUACUCCUCAUGGCUAUUCCAUUCCUCAAGCCCUGCAGAGACAGCAUGGUUUUGGCUUGGAAGACCCUCCGUCUUCUGUUGCCUCUCAUGUAUCUCCACGUCCCUUCAAGCCACCUUCAGCCUACAUCCCACCGCACCCUCAGCAUCCAGUGCUGAGCAAUUUCCCAGGGGAAUUCCAAACUCGUCCACCACGUCCACCCCAAGCAUCCACCUCUCACUCCCACUCUCAGAGCUCCCCCCUCGGCCGCAGUGUGAUGGGCUCCCUUUGGCAGGAAGGUGGGCUCCAGGACCCCCAAGUGUACAAAGGGUCACCUCUUAAUUUCAGAAGAAACCACUCUGGGCUAAAUCAACAACCACAGCAUCAGAUAAACUGGGACCCCCAUUACCAGCAAUCUCCUAAGCCUUGCUAUGACCUGUUUGCCUUCCAGAGCCUUCCAGAAGUCCAUGAGAAGGCUUGGCACUCUCCUUGGGGCAGGCAAGUCCAUUCAUCACCCCGUGGCCUUUCAGCAUCAAGUCUUCCGCCACUCCCUCAGCUGUCCCUUCCAUCCAUCACUACCCACAAAAGCCACCUGCCCUCGGUGUCCCAGCACCAGGAGCCACCUGCCUUGGAUCGCUACCAGGACCUCAGAGAGAGGGUGUUUGUUAACUUGUGCCGCAUCUUCCCUCCAGAUUUGGUGAGGAUGGUGAUGACCAGGAACCCUCAUGUGAUGGAUGCUCAGGAGCUUGCAGCUGCGAUUCUGAUGGAGAAAUCGCAGCACGGUUCUUGAAUGAAACCUGGCGUUAAAGUUACAGCUUCAUCUUAAUUAAGAAAGUCAGGUUGGACAUACACUAACCAAAAGCACAAGAUGUAAAAGCUCCUUAACCUGUUAAUGGACUGCUUAUCUUAAUUGCAGGGAAGUUGUCUCAUUCAUUUUAAUUUUUGUUUUUGUAAAGGGAAACCCCCAAAUUGCCAUAUUUUCCUAUACACAUGGCUGCUAUUUCAGCACUUAAGAUCAGGAAAGCUUGGGGUUUAAUGUGCAUGUUUGAGCUAUUGGUUGUGAGUCAAGACACUGGCAUGCUUAGGGAGGCUUUUAAUG
Molecule: messenger RNA, 3472 nt
Organism: Morone saxatilis (striped sea-bass)
Lineage: Eukaryota; Metazoa; Chordata; Actinopteri; Moronidae
Product: probable ribonuclease ZC3H12C
Exons: 6
Coding region: 416-3163 (915 amino acids)
Cellular component (GO): nucleus; cytoplasmic ribonucleoprotein granule
Molecular function (GO): metal ion binding; mRNA binding; RNA endonuclease activity
Source: RefSeq, a predicted model, not a curated record